Messenger RNA from Eutrema salsugineum, 1101 nucleotides. RefSeq lists its product as uncharacterized. The coding region runs from base 1 to 1101 and encodes 366 amino acids. The transcript is spliced from 2 exons. The record is from RefSeq and is a predicted model, not a curated record. Lineage: Eukaryota; Viridiplantae; Streptophyta; Magnoliopsida; Brassicales; Brassicaceae.
AUGACAUCAUUCGGAGGAGAUAGUGAGUCGCUUCAAUUAACGUUGUGGGAGCCAUUACGCUUUCGUAGUGAGGUUGAGGAGCAAACGCGUAAUGAGCAAACGCGUAAUAAUGAGGAAAACCAGCCGCCAAUGCAACCGCUGAGUAUGUAUUUUAGUCCAAAUCAGUACAACAAGGCAAUAAAGUUAGGUACUCGGUGUUGGAUCCACAAAGCAGUGGAGAAUCUCGAGUCGCCGUCACUGGGACUGAGACCCGAGGAGCUAAGAUGGUUUAGCGAGCAUCCUCAAUUCAAGCACUUCUGGCAUAUGCACAAGGACAUGUAUUUGGAUACAACUCAUAAGACUCAGGGGUUGUGGAUGCUCCUUCUACGCACAGCAAAGACAGACAAGAGGAGAGAGUGUUGGUUUGUUGUUAAUAGAGUUCCAAUUCGAUGGGCAGUAGUGAUUUUAAGGAAAGGAACUGUCCCUGCACUUGCUGUUGUUAAAGAGAAGCUUGAAAAGAUGCGUGGUGGUCCUCAUCGCUUAAGAAUGUGUGUUUUGUACUUUCUAGCAAGCGUGUUAGGUGGUAAGGCUAAGACUGGGAAGGGAGCUCCCUCGGUAGACCCUUUAUUAUUGAGGAUGGUAGAAGAUCUCGAUGCGUGUAGAACAUUUCCUUGGGGGAGGUAUUCAUUUGAUGCGAAUCUAAAGGAAAUUGAACAUACAUUAAGGCACUUCAAUGGGGUCGUCGAAACCGAUUCUUGGACAUUUCCUGGCUUUGUUACUCCCUUGGAGUUGCUACCUUUUGAAGCAAUACCUUGUCUGAAGGACACAUACAGAGAAGAAGCUAAAGGAGCAGACAUAGAGUGUCCUCGGAUGUGCAAGACAAAGUUCAGACCAUUCACUCUCAAAGGAUUUCCUCUGUCGGACCUCUACGAAACACUAGGUAAUACCAAAGAUAUCAAGAGUAUCUUGGAACCAUCUGCUGAUGAGGAAGAUAUGUUAGCUGGUAUCAUGGAAAAGUAUGAAGACCUAGAUAACAAUGAUACAAUUCCUGAUACUUGGACGAGUCGUAUAAUUGAUGAUAGGAAGCCGAUAUUCUGGAAGGAUAUGAGCUUGGACGAUUAA